AUGGAUUUAGUUUUGAAUGGUGGUGGUGACGGACUGGAGCUAAUGCUAACCAGCAACUCUGAGUCAGGAGCAGAGUCAUUCCUGACAGAUGAAGAGGUGGUCUACCAGGAGGGACUUGACCCUGCUGAAGAUGUUGAUCAUCAACAACAGGCAGGCCCUCCUGAUACAUCGGUUCUCCCUUCCACUUCCUCUGCUGUUGUGGCUGCUCUGCCACUUUCCAGAAGGGGACAAGGAAAAGUGAACUUUGCUCUUUCUUCUGAAGAAGAGGAGGAAGAGCCAUCAACCUCUGCUGUGCUGCAGCCAUCAGUUGGAGGUCCUGGGAGGAAGAGAACCCCCUCAGCAACCAGAAGGGGACGGGCCAGGUCCAGAGGUGGAUGCAGGUCCAGGUCUCCUCUUAGGCCACAGUCAGCAGCCUCUGCCACAUCCUGGAAAACAGAGGAGCAUCCAGACACAGCUCCAGAUCCAAAGAGGUUCCUCCCAGCAAGAACCCCUGGACAUCAACUAAGCUCCACCAGUAUGUACACACCACUGGACCUGUUCAAACUGUUUUUCACAGAUGAUGUUGUGAAAACACUGUGUCAGAACACGAACAAACAGGCUGCAAAAAAUAUUGUACAGGGCAAAAAAUAUUCAUGGACGGACAUCACCACCCAGGAAUUCCAGAAGUUUUUGGGACUGAACUUUUAUUUUGCCCUGGUGAAGAUGAACGCAGUCCAGGAUUACUGGAAAACUGGUUCCAUUUUCAGCCUGACCUUCCCAGCCAGUGUCAUGCCAUGGAACAGGUACCUGGAUGCCUGUAAGGCCCACUACCACCCCUACCAGAACCUGGCGAUUGACGAGCGGAUGGUGGCUACCAAGGCUCAUACUGGCAUGACUCAGUAUAUGAAGGCAAAACCUACUAAAUUGGGUUUCAAGCUUUUUGUGCUGGCAGACAGCAGCAACGGCUACACAGUUGAUUUUACUGUGUACACAGGCAAGACCCAGUUUCCAUCAGGAGUUGGGCUAGCCUACGACGCAGUGAUGUCCCUGAUCAAGCCAGCAUACCUGGGCACUGGCUUCCAUGUGUACAUGGACAAUUUUUAUACAAGCCCAACUCUUUUCAGGGCACUGUAUAAUGUUAACAUGGUAGCAUGUGGCACCUACAGAGACAACAGGAAAGAGUGCCCCCAGACAUCUGAAAAUGCCCUGCACAAAAAAGUACCAAGAGGCUCCAUCAGGUGGAUACGCCAAGGCCCACUCAUCUUCGUCAAGUGGAUGGAUACACGAGAGGUCUCUGUCUGCUCCACGAUCCACCGAGCAUUUGAUGGAGCCACUGUAAAGAGGAGGAUGAAAAGUCAGGAUGGCAGCUGGAUCACAAUAUCUGUCUCAUGCCCAACACCUGUUGUGGAGUACAACAAGCACAUGGGAGGUGUUGAUUUAUCAGACCAGCUGAUACAGUACUACUCUGUGCAACACAGAUCCAACAGAUGGUACCGCACCCUCUUCUACCAUUUCAUGGACAUUGCUGCCACCAACAGCUAUCUCCUUCACAAGGAUCUCUGCAAGCAGAGGCAACAGGAACCCAUGAGCCACAGAGGCUUCCUUCAAGAGUUGACAGCUCAGCUCUGUGGUGUCACGGUGAAUGUCCCUCCUCAAAGAGCACAGGGCUCACACAUUCCCGUGCCAGUCUCCCAUGUAGAGGAUAAGGGCAAGAAGGCCACGGCUGGGAGAAAAAAGUUCAUCCUCUGCAGAAAGGACAGGCAGGUCCAACAGUCCACCCCCUGGAAGUGUGAGAUGUGUGAUGUAGCCCUCUGUCUUGUUCCAGACAGAAACUGUUUCAAGGAGUGGCACAAGUGA
Molecule: messenger RNA, 1836 nt
Organism: Epinephelus lanceolatus (giant grouper)
Lineage: Eukaryota; Metazoa; Chordata; Actinopteri; Perciformes; Serranidae
Source: RefSeq, a predicted model, not a curated record